Aspergillus puulaauensis is the source of this 570-nucleotide messenger RNA. RefSeq lists its product as uncharacterized. The transcript has a single exon. Lineage: Eukaryota; Fungi; Ascomycota; Eurotiomycetes; Eurotiales; Aspergillaceae. The record is from RefSeq and is a predicted model, not a curated record. Bases 1 to 570 code for a protein of 189 amino acids.
AUGGAAUGCACAACAUUCGAAACAAUGUGCGAAGACUGCCAAUAUGAUUACAUGAUGCUUGAAGACCAGGAAGAAGCCGGAGAUACCCUUGAAUAUGAGCCACAAACAUAUCCAAUAGUUUUCAAAUCCAUGUGGGAAUCCGGCGAUAUUCCGUUCGCCCUCGAGGAAGAUUAUGCCCGGAGACUCUUGACUAACGUGCAGUAUCGACUACACGAGCGUUUCAGGAAGCCGGUUUCUGUCGCUUGCAAUUACGAAAUGUUUCAGCGGUCGAGGGGUCUGCUUGUAUGUGCUAGUUUAUUGAUUGAUUUCCCGUGUGAAGCUCUGCCCGUGAACAUGAAGUCGUUUCUUCGCAGGGCAUUAGGGUCGAAACAGGGAUCUAAAGACUGGACCACAAGAAUUGAAGUGGACGAUCAAUUGAAGGAGUAUAUUCUUGGGGGCGAGGGCGCCGGAGUUGAAAAUUGGGAUGCUUAUAUUACUUCGAAUCAGGACGACUUGUGUUCUGGUCGUUUGCGCUGGUUUACCGACAGAGCAAAUGGUGCCUGUAAAUGGCGCAUUGUGUUCACAACCUAA